Messenger RNA from Anisakis simplex (herring worm), 2211 nucleotides. NCBI's taxonomy places the organism in Eukaryota, Metazoa, Nematoda, Chromadorea, Rhabditida, Anisakidae. The record is from the annotation of a GenBank genome assembly.
AUGUCUUCGUCGGCGGUUCGAUGUGAUUUAUGUAACGUUGAGCUAUCAUCAGAAGUGCAACUCAAUGUGCACGUCAACGGUAAAAAGCAUCAGAAAAAAGUGAAUGAAUUACAGAACUUCUCUACUCUCGCGAAACGUUCCGUUUUCAUUAGUGGUGUACCAAAGAGUACGUUCAUCUCUGAGCAGCAGGUAAGAGAAUUGAUGCAAAACUUCGGUGAUAUUGACCGUGUUCUGUUGGAUCUGAAGAAAGGAACGUAUGCAAUUGUGGAAUUCAAUAAUGAACUAUCAGCGCGUAAGGCUAUUGAAGAAGGACGAAUACGUGUGAAUAGUCACUACGCUCUGAUAAAGGAACGUAAAAUGGAAUUCGAUAAUACUGAGAAGAAAUUUGAAAAGGAAUCGAUCGAUGUUGAUAAGCUUAUCGGAAGAAUAUCAACAGUCACUCCGUCGUAUUCGGCUCAGAUCGACGAACUCAUUCGUGAUUUUUGUCUAUCAGAGGAGCAGGUAUCCAUCGGAGCAAAUAGCCGAAAUAAUCUGAACUCGUUUCGGAUACCGAUUGGCCUGAAAAUCGUUGAAGAUUGUCGAUUCAAAGAAUUUGGAACAAAUUUGGGCAAAUUUGAUUUGCAGUUAAUGGAACGUUCCGAAUUCGCAAAAAUCUUGACGAAUGCUCUGCGCGAUUACUUCACACCGGAGGUAUACGUAUGUGUUUUUGGUUCAUCGAUCACCUCCAUCGGCACAGUUGAUUCUGAUAUCGAUGCGAGUGUUUUAUUCGAAGGUGAGCCACUGUUGAAAAGUGAACGAGUAAAUCCAUUUGCAAGAAAUAAAUUCACUUUGAUGACAGCCGAAAUGUCAACCAUCCGUUCACGAAAAGUUUGCGCCGAUGAGAUCGCUCGAUUAACACCAGCCGAUCGUAUUCGUUUCCUGACAAGGAUCCUGAACGAUAUUCGUCGAUGCGGCACGGCACCCGUCAGCGAUCAGUACCCAGUUCUUGAUGCGCGUUGUCCGCUCGUUCGUUUUCUUUUCAAUAGAAAACAUACAUUCGAUCUGUCAGUCGAUAAUCGAUUGGGUAUCACCAAAUCGUGUUGGAUCAAAGAAUUGAUUGCUGCUGAUUCUUCGUCAAAUUUACGUCGCUUUUUGAUUGCUGUUCGUUUUUGGGCUCAUGUGAAUGGUCUUAUGAGGAAAGAUGAAAAAACGGUUAGUCCUAUUCCAAUCUCCCUAGUAGAUAGUCAGCGGAGUCAUUUGAACGCAUAUAUCUGGAAUAUGUUGAGCAUUGUUUUUCUGCAAGUGCAUUCGUUACUGGCACCGGUGAAUGCCUCCUCGGAACCGAUUUACUUCGACGGAUGGCAGUGUGAUUUCAUCGUGAAUCAAACGAACUUUUCUAAUUUGAACAUUAAAAACUUUCUCAAGAUCAAAUUUCAGGAUCUUUUCGUAUGGUUCGUUCAGCUGAAACUAAGAGAUCACGUGUUGUGCCCAAGAUUGGGUGUUAUUCUUACCAAAGAACAGUUCAGCGCUAAGUUUCCGCAAAAAGCAGUGCAACAAUCAUUUAAGUUUGCUACCCUCAACAUUCAGGAUCCAUUCGAACUGUCUCAUAACAUUUCGAAUUUGGUCUCAGAGAAGUAUUUGACAGCAAUGCGACGUGAAAUGAUGCUUACCAUAACAGUAAUCAAAGAAAAUCCGAAUAAUUUCGUUGCUGCGUUACGCCAGGAUUCUGUAGCAUCUUCACAUUACUCUAAUGAUCUGGAAAUCGUUCUACCGUGCGGUGAUAUAAAUGCAGUUGACUGUAUGAAUAUAUUGGAAAGAGUAUUAGUUGAAUUGUUAUUGUGCGAUACGAUCGAUGAGCCUAAAGCAAAGCUGACGCGGAAAGAUAUGACAUCGUAUCAACACGAAGUAUCGAAAUAUUUCGAAAUAACACAACGCGUAUGGAUUGGUAGACGGAACAAACGACGUUUCAUCGUCGCAAGCAAUCCAGGAUUAUCUGAUUGGCAAAUAGAAAAGGCGGUAUCCAAAGCGAUUUGUGAAGACAAUUCUUCGGAUGUAUCGCUUCGUUUUUAUUUGAUGAUUGUUGUCGAAAAUGGUAAUGCAGAAAUACGCUUAGCACGUCAGUGGGGCAAUGAACAUGAUCUGCACAACUUUUCACAUUUCCUCUCUCUUUUCUUACCGAAAUAUUUCAGUGAAUCUAUCGCAAGUUGUGGCACAGUUCCUAUGGAGCAGUAA